Amorphotheca resinae ATCC 22711 is the source of this 448-nucleotide messenger RNA. RefSeq lists its product as hypothetical. The record is from RefSeq and is a predicted model, not a curated record. The coding region runs from base 110 to 346 and encodes 78 amino acids. The transcript has a single exon. Lineage: Eukaryota; Fungi; Ascomycota; Leotiomycetes; Helotiales; Amorphothecaceae.
GACUGGGUUAUCCAGGAUUCUAGCGCAGUCUAGGAAGAAUCAGCUCCAAUGCGUGGGGAGCUGGCAACCAACGAAAACACUAUAGAAGACAUUGCAAACGAUACGAUGAAUGCGAGAUCUUUCGUAUGGCGUACCUUCAUUGGUCAGGGAGAAUACAUUUCUCAUCACCGUUCCUGUCCACAGCUUCCCACUGAACAUGAUUCUUCUCCGUAUGCCUCCCCCUCUACUCGAUCGGCUCACCAAGGAUAUAUAUCUAUACUCCUCUGUAUUGGUCCCGUCAACUCCAGCGCAUUGUGAACCAUUGUUGAGGCCACUCAGGAUAAGUCUGCACAAUUGGCACCGGUAACUCGAGGCUUCGAGAUCCUUGACUCGUUUGUGGUGUUUCACGUAUGCGUCGGGAGGCCUGCACUCGAGGGCAUGUUUGCAAUAUGUGCACAGCGACAUAUUG